Messenger RNA from Linum tenue, 1720 nucleotides. The record is from the annotation of a GenBank genome assembly. NCBI's taxonomy places the organism in Eukaryota, Viridiplantae, Streptophyta, Magnoliopsida, Malpighiales, Linaceae.
AUGGAGUGGAAUUUGAAGGCUGCAUCGGAUUGGGACUGGGAUAACAUAACUGGGUUUAGCUCCAAGACAUGUGGCACUGAGAAACAAGUAAAGCACUUCUUAACCCAUGAUGAUGCUGAAGAAGGACUUGGAGGAAUCAAUAGUGGAUACAUCUACUCACCUGGAUGUGGUGGUGGUUUUUCAGGCUCUGAUUCAGGACAUGGCUCUUCAUCUAAGAGCUCUGUGGAAGGACUUCCUGACUAUAUCAGUAAGAAACAUUUGAGCAUCGUGGGAAAUGUUGAGAAUGUUUCGACCAUGGAUGCUUCUGCCAGCUCUGGGGAACAAGUAAUUGGUCUGAAGCUUGGUAAACGGACGUACUUUGAAGAUGUAUGCGCGCCUGGAAAUGGCAAGUCAUCAUCUUCAUCUGCUUCCGUGAUUGCUAGCUCAUCUGUUGCUGCUGGAAAGAGAACUAGGGCCUCGUGUCAGAGUUUACCAUCACCAUGCUGUCAAGUUGAAGGAUGCAACCUUGACCUCAAGUCAGCUAAAGAUUACCAUCGGAGGCAUAGAAUAUGCGAGAAUCACUCAAAAAGUCCCAAGGUUAUUGUUGCUGGCCUGGAACGCCGGUUUUGCCAGCAGUGCAGCAGGUUCCAUGAGUUGUCAGAAUUUGAUGACAAGAAGCGAAGCUGUCGUAGACGUCUGUCCGAUCACAAUGCACGUCGUCGCAGGCCGCAGCCAGAGGCACUCCAAUUCGGUUCAACUCUGUCUGCAUCGAUAUAUGAUAAUAGAAGGCAGAUGAACGUUAUGUGGAAUAGGGUUCCUUUACCAGCUAAAAGUUUCACCUGGCCAAGUAGCUGUGGGCUUAAAUUCACACAAGAAGGAGAUCCUUUCCAUAGAUAUGCGAAAACAGAAGGCAUUAGUAGGCAGAUGAGUGACUUGUCUAAUGAAUUGAAUGACUCAACUUCUGCCUUGCCAAUGAUCUCAGACAAGGGUCUGUCUUUCAGGAGCAGUACACCUCAGAUCUUUAAUCAAGGUUUCGAGGGGUCUGCAGUAACUUGCAACCAAGAGAUGAACCCUGAGUUAGGGGGUGCUCUCUCUCUUCUGUCAACCACUUCCUCCUGGGGUAUGAAUGAGCCUCCUGAUUCAGCGCCGUUCGACCAGCUUAUGCUCGUGAACGAAACAAGUGCGGGCCAGACGAUGAUGCACGCAGAACCGCAGAGCUGGUCGCUCUCAUCAUCAGAAAAUGCGCCAAUGGAGUCCCGGGUGAAUUCGUUCGAUUUACAAGACAAUGAAAGCAUCAGUUUCCAGCAGUUCCAGCCGUUCAAAGCACCUUAUCACUCCAACUGCUUCUACUCUGAUCAGAUGGACUAAGCUAUUGGAAACUGAUGCUUAGUAUGCUGAUCCAUGCUAUGAAUUUGUUGAUUCCGGUGCUGCGUUGUUAACUGGUUUUCUAAGCAAGCCAAAAACCAGUUGCCCUUCUCCCUAUCCUCACUCGUAGUCAAUUGUUAAUUGCUGUUGAACUCAGAUUUUACUUUCGUUGCAAACGUUUGGUUGAGCAGGCUUAGAAUCCUCUGGUUUGACGUCAAUUGUUUAGGUGAAUGAAUGUUGGGUUCACUUCUUGAUCAUGGGAUGUGGGAUGGUUAGUGUUCCUAGCAAGUUGCGACUUUAUCCAAUGUGGUUCCUGGAUUUGGCGAAAUGAAUAAAAUUUCAAAGACAAUCAACGAUGUUAAUGACUUCUGUAUCA